AUGUCUUACAAUGUUUACAAUACUAAUAUGGCUGAUUGCUUAAAUAAACUAAGAGUGUAUGACCUCAAUCAGUUAUGUCGAAAGUUUUUGUUACCACAGCAUGGGAAAAAAGUUGCAAUAGUAGAACGGAUAUUAGAGUACAUUACAGAUGUUGAAAGAGAAGAACAAAUAUAUGAAUUUAUUUUAGCAACGAAGCCUUCCAUUUUUGAUUUAAUUAGCGGAAGGAGAAUAAAUAACCCACUUAAUAAUAAUAUUAUUAGUAACAGUCAUAGUAAUAAUAAUAAAUAUUUUAGUAAUAAUAAUAAUUUCUUUCUUAGUAAUAAUAAUAAUCACGCAAAUAACCUUUUUUUAUGUAAUAAUAAUGAUAGUGUUAAUCAUUCAAAUAGUGAAAACUCCGUAAUAAAAAAAAAUAAUUUACCCGUUGAAAGAAAGGGUAAAGGGAUGAACAAAAAUGUUAUUAGUAAAAAUUGCAUAGUAAAAUGUAUAGAGUGCAACAAAUUACAGCAUGUCAGUUGCUAUACUCAAAAUGCAUGUGUAAACAAAGACUUAAAUAAUUACAAAAUAUUAUGUGUAGUAUGUCGACUAAGAGAUAUUGACCCGUUUUAUCCUCUGAAGAAAGUAUUAUGGAUGAAAAAUUUAAAUGUGAAUUCAGAAAAAUUAGUGAUUAAUGCAUGUGAUAUUAAAAGUUGGAGAAAUGAAAAUAAAGAAGUUAUAAUAUUUUGUAUGCAUAUUGACAAAAAAAAUUUAAGUACUAAUGUUAAUUUAAAACAAGAAUGGCCAAGGACUUUUAUUUUAAAAGUGAACGGUAAUGUUAUUGAAAAAAUUUUUGAACCCUCAUGGGAACAUAAACGACGGGAUAGCCCAUUAAAAAUUACUCAUACAUUAAAAGCAGGAAAUAAUAAUAUUGAUAUAAAUAUAACAAAUUAUGAAAUACCAAAAUUAUAUGUUGUUGCUUUUUUAUUAUGUAAUAUUGAAACAGAACAAAGUAUAAUUGAAAAUGUUAUUGUUAAUAGUUCGUUAAAUUUUAAAGAUUCAAAACAAAGAAUAAUUAAUAUAUUAUUAACAAAACAUGAUGAUGAUGAAGUUAUGUGUAUGGAAAUUAAUAGAAAAAUUAGUUUGCAUUGUCCUUUUUCUUUAGAUAGAAUUUUAAUACCAUGUAGAGGAGUAAAAUGUUGUCACAUACAAUGUUUUGAUUUAAAAUCAUUUAUUGAUGUAACUAAAAAAACAAAAGCUUUUAAUAAUAGAUGGAAAUGUCCUGUCUGUUCGUUAUUUUUAAGACCAAAAGAUUUAGUAAUAGAUACAUUUAUUACCUAUAUUUUAUCACAAGUACCUAAAGACAUUAAAGAAGUAGAAUUGAGCAAAAGUGGGGAAAUAAUUUUUAAUCAUAACAGUGUAGAAGGGAAAGUGAUUAAGCAGGUGGAUGAUAUUGAUUCAGUGAAUCUUCAGAAGAGCAAAAUAGAGAUUAAAACGGAGUAUAAUACAGGAGAUAAAGACAAUAUAUUCAGUCCUAAUGAAAUUAUUAUAUUAGAUUCAGACCCGGAAGAUAACAAUAAUUGCAGUUCUUUUGAAAAAAGCAGCGUGCAAAAGAAUCAUAAUGUUACACAGGGUGAACAAGAGGUCAUAUACAUAUCAGAUAGUGAUAAUGAGGAUAGUUUACCACAAACAACACACAAUAUUGACAAAAAAGGGAACGAGGAAAAUUCUCCCUUUUUAUUUGGAAUGAAUAAUUAUAGUACUAAUAAAAGUGUUAAUAAUUUCUUAAUGAGAAAUAUUAAAGGUUUAGAUAAAAGAAAUUUCCUUCCAAACUCUCGUAUUUUUUUCAACCAUAUGGUUUUGGAUGUUUUAAAUGAUAUUAGUAAAAUUCAUGUGAAUGAAAAAUUGUCAACUGUGAACAUGCAAAAGGAGAGAACACCAGAUCCUAAUAAUAAUACUAAUACAAACAACAAUAAUAGCGGCAGUAAUCAUAGCGGAAAUAAUCAUAGCAGCAGUAGUGAUAUUAAUACUAGAAGUAAUACUAACAUUAAUAGUAAUAUUAAUCAUAAUAAUAAUAAUGAUUAUAAUUAUAAUAAUAGUAGUAACAAUAGUAAUAGUAAUAAUAAUAAUAACAAUAGUAAUAAUAUUAAUAGUAAUAGUAAUAAUAUUAAUAGUAAUAGUAAUAAUAUUAAUAGUAAUAGUAAUAAUAUUAAUAGUAAUAGUAAUAAUAUUAAUAGUAAUAGUAAUAAUAUUAAUAGUAAUAGUAAUAAUAUUAAUAGUAAUAGUAAUAAUAUUAAUAGUAAUAGUAAUAAUAUUAAUAGUAAUAGUAACAAUAUUAAUAGUAAUAGUAAUAGUAACAAUAUUAAUAGUAAUAGUAAUAAUAUUAAUAGUAAUAGUAAUAAUAAUGAAAUUUCGAGCGCACCCCCUUUGGGUUUUUAUAAUAAAAGAAGCAUAUUAGCUAAAGAUAUAUAUCUUCUGAGUAGUCAGAAUGCAUUGAGCUUAAAAACAAAUAAUGAAUAUAUAAGUAACCGUGAUUCAGUAGAAGAUAAUAAUUUAUUUUAUUUAAAUAAUGUGAAGAAUGGGAAAAUAUGUUGUACACCUACCCCUCAAGGAAAGGAUAACAUAAUUUCAAUAAAUAAUAAUUUAGUUGCAGUAAGUAAUACUUUAUUAUCUUUGAAUAAGGAUAUCAGUUGUAAUAAUAGUAUUGCUAGCAGUCGUAAAUAUAGUAAUGGUAACAGAAAUUAUAAUAGAAUUAGUGCCAGUAAUGAUAAUAUAAUUGGCGGAAGUAUGGAUAAUAUAAUUGGCGGAAGUAUGGAUAACAUAAUUGGCGGAAGUAUGGAUAAUAUAAUUGGCGGAAGUAUGGGUAAUAUAAUAGGCGGAAGUAUGGAUAAUAUAAUUGGCGGAAGUAUGGGUAAUAUAAUAGGCGGAAGUAUGGAUAAUAUAAUUGGCGGAAGUAUGGGUAAUAUAAUAGGCGGAAGUAUGGAUAAUAUAAUUGGUGGAAGUAUGGGUAAUAUAAUUGGCGGAAGUAUGGGUAAUAACGGGAAAAGUAAGGAGCACCUAUCACUGCUUGACAUUAAAAAAAUGAGCGAAGCAUUAUUUUCAGAAAAUGAAAGUAACAACCGAGCAUGUUCUAGUGAGGAACAAAAUUUCAUUAUUAAUGAUAAAUCAUGUAUAGGCGAGAACAAGAGUAAUUUUUAUUUGAAAAUAGAAGGUAGGUCUAUUUUCGACAAAGAUAAAUUACCAAAUAAUGAAAUAACCAGUCUUAAUAAUUUUGAGAGUUACAAAUAUCUUGACAGUGAUUUAAGGGAUAUACUUGUGGACGAAAAUAAACAAAAUAAAAAGAAAAAGAAAAGGAAGAAAAAAGAAAGAAGAAGUAAUACAAUGGAAAAGAUACGGAAAUAUGAUAGUUUUUCAAGUAAUUUUAAUUUCUCCAUGAUUAAUUUCAAAAGUAAAUAUAGUAGAUGUAAACAGUUGAAGGAUAGUAAUAAUAAUAACAGUAAUAAAAAUAGUAGUAGUAGUAGUAAUAAUAAUAAUAAUAAUAGUAGUAAAAAUAAUAGUACUAGUAAUAAUAAUGAUAAUAAUAACAGUAGUAGAAACCGUAGUAACAGUAAAAAUAGUAACAAAUGUAAAAGUUGUAGUAGCACAAACAUUAAGAAUAAAAUUUAUCAUGUUAUGAAUAGAUCCAGGUACACCAAAAAAACUAACAGCAAAAACGAUAGUUUAAAUGGCAAAAAAAGUAAAAAAAAAAAGAAAAACAAGAAAUAA
This is a messenger RNA of Plasmodium malariae, 3738 nucleotides long. RefSeq names its product E3 SUMO-protein ligase PIAS, putative. Gene Ontology annotation, molecular function: SUMO ligase activity; zinc ion binding. The record is from RefSeq and is a predicted model, not a curated record. Gene Ontology annotation, biological process: protein sumoylation. Bases 1 to 3738 code for a protein of 1245 amino acids. The transcript is spliced from 5 exons. Lineage: Eukaryota; Apicomplexa; Aconoidasida; Haemosporida; Plasmodiidae.